Messenger RNA from Lutzomyia longipalpis, 927 nucleotides. RefSeq names its product protein FRG1 homolog (gene FRG1). Bases 97 to 888 code for a protein of 263 amino acids. The record is from RefSeq and is a predicted model, not a curated record. The transcript has 3 exons. Gene Ontology annotation, molecular function: actin filament binding. Lineage: Eukaryota; Metazoa; Arthropoda; Insecta; Diptera; Psychodidae. Gene Ontology annotation, cellular component: catalytic step 2 spliceosome; striated muscle dense body; nucleolus.
CAAACCUCUCAAAGUCAGUGUUUAUUGUUUUUAUGUCGUGUGAAAAGUAAUUUUCCUCGAUUUUCUCGGAUUUUCUCUGCUUUUUUCCCCAAGUAAAUGUCUGAGUACGAUAGUGUUCGCCGUGGAAAACUAGUGCUGAAAGGAGAAAGUUCAAAAGGUCACAAACGAAAGCACAAAAAGGAGAAGAAGGAAAAGCAGGAAAAACGACGAAAGCCCCGGAUUGAUGAGGAUGCCGUGAAGCACGGCGGAUGGUGGCAAUGCCGGAAAGUGGAGGAAAUCACGGGUUCGGUGGCGAUUCAAUUUGGGGAGAGGACGUAUGUGAAGGCACUGGACAACGGGCUGUUCACUCUUGGAGCACCCCACGGUGAAGGGGAUCCACCAGCUCCGGAGGAAAUCCUCACGGCAUUUGCGAUAAAUGACACAAAGGUCUCCUUCAAAUCUGGCUACGGGAAGUAUCUGAAAGUGGAAAAGGAUGGCGUGGUUACGGGGCGCUCGGACGCCGUGGGGGCCAUGGAGCAGUGGGAGCCGGUGUUUGAGAAUGGAAGGAUGGCUCUCCUGGGUGCCAACAACUGUUUUAUGUCCAUUGAUCCCGAAGAUGAUGCCGUGGUGGCCCUGAGGAAGAAAGUCGGCGAUGCUGAGAUUGCUGUCGUGAGGAGUUGUGCCGCACGGGAGGAUGAGGAAGUGGAUGUGAAGCCUGCAGAAGAGAUGGGGGAUCUAUCUCAAGUGGAAAUUAACUACGUGAAAAAGUUCCAAAAAUUCCAGGAUAAGAAGCUCAAAGUCAACUCUGAGGAUCGUUCUGAAUUGGAGAGGGCCAAAACUGAAGGGUACCUACAUGAAGCUCUCCUGGACAGGCGUUCAAAGAUGAAAGCCGAUCGUUACUGCAAAUAAACAGACAAAUAAAAAAAUGCUAAAAAGAAAAACACAAAA